Messenger RNA from Aureobasidium uvarum, 2124 nucleotides. NCBI's taxonomy places the organism in Eukaryota, Fungi, Ascomycota, Dothideomycetes, Dothideales, Saccotheciaceae. The record is from the annotation of a GenBank genome assembly.
AUGGCGCAUCAUGAUCCGCGCGACUCGCGCGACAUCCCCGGACUGCCCUUUCAAGGUGAUCAGGCAUUCAUGCUGCCUCCCAUCCGACGCGCCAGAGUACCCGAGCGGGAGAAGCGAACCUAUAGGGCCUGUCUGCAUUGCCGCCAACGAAAAAGUCGCUGCGACCUAUAUGGCAGUGGCGAGCCGGGAAAACCACCUUGUGAGCGAUGUAUAAGAGAAGAUCAUGAAUGCAUUCUCGGCCCAUCUCAUCGUGGCGGCCGAAGGAUCAAACGCAGCGCUACAGAGUCCGAGCAACCAGAGAAUGGUCUUUCUCGCAAUGCUUCUUCGAGCGAGGAUAUUGGCCAGUCGUCUGUUCUUCCUGUGCAACAUGUGCCGCAUGUGCAACAAGAGAAUACUCGCGAAGAAAGGGACGAAAAUUAUCACAGACGGCUUCCAUCAUGGCCGCAAUAUACGCCAGGUUCGAGGAGUACACCGGCAUCUGCUCCAGAGGCACCGACCUCCCACCCCAGUAUCAAGAUGACUGUCGACGAAAGCAUCGUCUCGACCAACCUGCAAAACCCAUCUGACGCCCUUGAGUUCCUAGCUAACGUGGCUGGUCGCAAUAACGAAGGAGCAGCACAAACACCCUCCGCACAUGGUUCCAUUCAUGCAAAUACAGUUUCCACCGUACCAGAAGGGUCAUGUCUCUUUAGGCAUGAUGCAUGCACUGAUAGAAAGUACCACCAGUUCUACUCAGUUGUGCCGCCUUUCAUGUUUGAGGCAGAUAAUCUUGCAGCGAAUUCGGUACAUGAGCCAUACCUACUGGCCGCUGUAUGCACCAUUGCUUCCAAGGACGAGCCAUCAUGGUGGGAUACCCACGAAGCCUGUUCAACUCACAUGCAGCAGCUCAUUGCCGAACUCAUGUAUGGUGGUAUCGCCACUCUCGGUGCUGUAGAGGCGCUGCUAGUACUGGCCGAAUGGGUCCCAAGGCCGCCCCAAUCAAUGACUGCAGUUGGUCGAGGAGAAGAAGAGCAGACUGCGUGGAUGCUUUCGGGCAUGGCCAUUCGAAUGGGCUAUCUUCUAGGCAUCGAUCGCACGGGUUUUGUGAACGAAUCUGACCCUGGAGCACCGGAUUACAUUCGGAAACGUCUUGCUUGGGUUGGGUGUUACAUGAGCGAUCGCCAUAUAUCUGUUCGUGUCGGGAAAGCCUUCUGGAGCAGAGGCCCGGCUAUGAUCAAAUUCUCAUCUCGAGACUUCCAGGACAUCAAAUACCCGGGCAACCCUAUGGACAACUUUGCGGCUCUCUGUGAAGCACACUUGGAAUUGACGCAGCUUUUCAGCAACGCUCACGACGUAUUGUACUCCUCGAAGAACAGGAGCGCACAACUGAACUUUGGUGGGGAAUAUGUCAAAUAUAUUGUGAGGAUCUUGUGUAUGGACGCAGAAGCGGACAAAGCUAACCUUGCAUUAGNNGACGACUUCCGAGAAGCCAUGAGCGCUUGGCNNACUUCGGUCAUCAAAGCAGCUCUCAUCAUAUCCUUCGAAUACCUUCGACUUUACGUCAAUGCUUUCGCAUACCAAGCAACUCUGACACGUAUGGCGCAAGAGUAUAGUGACGAACAAUCCUCACGAGGUCCUCAACGUGCGGAUGGACGGGUUGCAUUUACAGACUUUAUCGCCGCAACGCCAGACGCGCGAUUUAUCUACGAUUCUAUCGAUUCGGCCAAGAAGUUACUGACCAUCUCUAACACACUGCUUGACCCUACGACAGAGUUCAGGUACAUGCCAUUGCGGUAUUACCUUUAUGUCAUCUACUCGGCUGUCUUCUUGUACAAAGCAAGAUCGACCGGAGUCCUGGGUGCGGAUGGCGGAGAUGUGAAGAGAACCACUGAGCAACAGAAUCAGAUGAACAUUGACCAGACACCGCAACAAGCUUACACCAAUGCUUUCACUUUCUCCUGGCUAGAUCUCCAUGCAGUCGGCGACUUUGCGACCAACAACAAUGGCAACAUGAUGGAUAGUUACGAGAGCUUGGACGACGUCUCUCAAGAACCAGCAUACGGACACUUCGAUCCAAACUUUGUUCAAGGACAGCAGCAACAGAUGGGCUGGAAUAGCUUCUCAGCUCCGGGCAUCAUAUUCUAG